Drosophila rhopaloa is the source of this 2535-nucleotide messenger RNA. RefSeq lists its product as uncharacterized. NCBI's taxonomy places the organism in Eukaryota, Metazoa, Arthropoda, Insecta, Diptera, Drosophilidae. The transcript is spliced from 2 exons. The record is from RefSeq and is a predicted model, not a curated record. The coding region runs from base 252 to 2219 and encodes 655 amino acids.
CUAACUGUUGUUAUAUGUUUAUUAACAGAAUUAAUGAUUUAACUUGUUAAAACAAAUUUGUAGGUCUAGUGUGUUGACUCCAAAAUAAACAGUAAAUUUCAAUUUGACAACUGCUUAGUCGUGUCACGCAAAGAAGGCCAUGACUUUUUCAGUCUCUAGCUGAAAAGGGUACAUAUUUAACCCCUCACUUUGGCAGCGGAUGUCGGCAAGUGCACUAAUAUCUUAAGUGAGUAUAAUUAAUAAAAAAAAAAAUGGACCCGAGCUACAGGCAAAAAAGAGAGUGGCUCAAUAGCCGCGGCUCCGGUAAUAGUAAUGGUACCUAUGGAGACAAUAGGGAUGGCGGCUACUCCGGACAUUUGGGCGACUAUUCCGGCCAAUCGGGCGACUAUACCUGCCAAUCGGGAGGAUACUCCGGCCAACCGGGUUCCUCCCAGAUGGGUCGCAAUCUAGGCGGCUGGGCCCUCUGGAGCUCUUCGAACUCUAACUCCUUGCCUGGUCCAUCCACUGACUACCCUGCUGCCCCGCAGGUCAGGUCUCCUUGGAGUCGUAACAGAAACGAGUGGAACGACGAACAAGAGAAAGCGGGACAAAGUACCGUCAUGAACAAUCUGUCGUGGUCAGGCAAUCGCGGACCCUCCAAUCAGGGGGGCCAGUGGCAAGCCCCAAGGAUGACCCAGCGUGAGCCCCAGCCCAUGCACAUGCAAGAGGAAGAAAGGGGGCCACCGAGUCACCUUCGCGAUGCCAUAUAUGGACUUAGCGGUUCAAGGCGCAAGUGGUACCAUCGCUACGUUGAGAUGGGCUGCAAUACAGAGGAGGCUGUGACCAAGGUCUCGGAAAGACGCAUCAAUCUGGACGGCUUCAAAGGUGGGUCACUCAAAUGGUACCAUAAGUACAUAGCCAUGGGUUGCACCGAGAAAGAAGCUCGUCAAAAGGUGCUGGACUAUAGGAGAAGCAUUUCUCUCAAUCGGCCGGAGCAACCAGCUCCGUCUGAACGCAGCCGUAAACAUUCUGAGCAGUUGUCUGUUUCGGAUGAUCGUGGCCGUAAGCGUCCGAUUGAAGACAAGUCAUUUGGCGGAAGAGCCAAUAAAGAGCCUAAGAAACAGAGAAGGGCCCCAGGAGGAGGGUCGACAUCAAUGGGCUCCAGUAAGAAACGCUUCACAAUGGCCGUCUUGGCAGAAAAAUAUCCCAAAUGCGUUUUGAACAAGAAGCAGCUAUCUAAGAUCGAGGCUAGCCUCGUAGAGGAAAUGCGAAAGGGCUGGAAAACCAGCAUCAACUUUGGAGGCAUCCAAUUUCUCCCCGGACUGAUUUUGGUCACCUGUCUGGACAAAAGCUCCAGGCAGUGGCUGGAUGAGGUUGUACCGAAAAUCAAAGUGAUCCCGGGAAUCAAACUGUCGUCCUGUCCGGAGGAUGAGAUACCCGCCACCAAGGGGUUUACUAUCAUUGUGCCACGCUCUGCUGAAGAGACCGACAAAGUUACAUUUGAUCUUCUAAAAGAUCAAAAUGCAGACCUUCGGUCAAAAACUUGGCAAUUUGCCCCCUCCAUCAAGAUGAAGGACGGCAAGAUGCUGACCAUCAUCAUUGACGACAAGGCUUUGGAGCUGCUGCGGAAGAAAGGCAUGACCGUUAGCUACCGCUUUAGCCAGCUGCCAUGUCGCAUGAUCAGUGGCAAGGGUGCACUGAAAGCGGUUCGCGUGAACCAGACGGAGGCAGAGGAACCCAAAACCAAGAAACCAUCGACCGAGUCCGAUCAAAUAGACCUGACUGAGGAGGAUGGGGAAGAAUAUAUUUGUCAUCUUGAGCUUACUGUCGUUGACGAAGUUAAGGGGGACGAUGACGAUGACGAGGGAGAUGACGAUGACAUAGAAAAUAAUCAAGGUGAAGAGGAGAUAGUUGAUGGGGAGCCCGACGAAGAGCAGCUGGCGCACCACGGUGAGGAAAAUUCUGAGGAGGAGCACGGGAAGCUGGAGGGCCACGAGUUGGAGAAAAACAACGAGCAGGAGGAAGAUCAUGACCAAGAGGAUGGUCAUGACCAGGAGGAUGGUCAUGACCAGGAGGAUGGCCAUGAGGAGGAAGAAGGGAACGAGCAGGAAGAUCAUGAGCAAGAAGAAGGACACGAUGAGGAGGAAGAACCCGAGCAGGAAGAUGGUCCCGAGCAGGAAGAAGGGAACGAGCAGGAAGAUCACGAGCAGGACGAAGGUCAAGAAAAAACCAUCGCAUAAUGAGGUGCUCAUCGUAAGCAAGCAUCAUCCAGGAAAGCCAAGGCUUUAGGAAGAUCUCAAGAGACAAUUAAAUGCUUAGAAGUAAUUGUACUUAACAAUUAAUCUUUCAUAACGCACCCUAAACAUUAGAAUUUACCAGCAAGAAGCUAUUAGGACAUUCCCAUAUAUUUGGUUUUGAACCGAUUACAUGUAUAACUUGUUACUGCAGUAUCGGGACAUACUGCCCCUCCUUUUAUAUUAUAACAUCAUAUAAUGACAUACAUCCAAAGAACACUAAAAAUAAAUAUUCCUUUUGGACAAAAACAGUUGCAAACCA